Emys orbicularis (European pond turtle) is the source of this 507-nucleotide messenger RNA. RefSeq names its product tubulin polymerization-promoting protein family member 2-like. The coding region runs from base 1 to 507 and encodes 168 amino acids. Gene Ontology annotation, molecular function: tubulin binding. Gene Ontology annotation, cellular component: microtubule. The record is from RefSeq and is a predicted model, not a curated record. The transcript has 3 exons. Gene Ontology annotation, biological process: positive regulation of protein polymerization; microtubule polymerization; microtubule bundle formation. Lineage: Eukaryota; Metazoa; Chordata; Testudines; Emydidae.
AUGUCGGAGUUGGAGAAAGCCUUCCGUAAAUUUGCCAUGUAUGGUGACACGGCUGCCACUGGCAACGAUAUGACGGGCAAGAACUUCUCCAAGAUGUUGAAGGAUUGUGGCGUGAUGGACGGGAAGGCCGUGACCAGCACCGAUGUCGAUAUUGUGUUCAACAAAGUCAAGACCAAAGGCGCUCGCACCAUCAACUUUGCUGAGUUCCAGCAGGCCAUGAAGGAGCUGUGUGGCAAGCGGUUCAAGGGCAAGUCUCCUGAGGAGGCCCUGCAGGCUGUGUAUGCAUUGAUGGAGGGCAAGGAACCAGCCAACGUGGGUGUAACGAAAACCACCACAGCUGGUGGGGUUGAUAGACUGACAGACACCAGCAAAUACACAGGCUCCCACAAGGAACGGUUUGAUGAGAGCGGCAAGGGGAAAGGGAUAGCUGGCCGUGAAGACGUGACCGAUGGCAGUGGCUAUGUUGGGGCCUACAAGGGAGCUGGCACCUAUGACAAGACACACUAG